UCUUCUUGUCUCCAAAAUCUCAGCUCACUGUGCUCUUCUUCCCCACAAAAACACACCAAUUUGGAUGAGAAGGGAAAAAACUUAGUUGUUCUUCCUUUUUUAGAAAACCCCAAACAAAUAUCCUUUCAAUUUCACAAACCCAUUACAAAAAAAGCUUCCUUUUUUCUCUUAAAACAUUGAGAAAAUCCAAGAACAAGAAGAACACGAAGAACAAGAAGAAGAAACCCUAGAACAAGCUUUGAGAAUUGGAAUGGACUUCUCAAACAACAGCAUCAACCACCAACAAGCUGUAGCAACCUCCUCUACCAGCAGUAGAUAUGAGAAUCAAAAGCGUCGCGAUUGGAAAACUUUCGGUCAAUAUCUCAACAAUCAUCGCCCUCCGCUCGCUCUCUCGAGAUGCAGCGGUGCGCAUGUUCUUGAAUUCCUCAGGUAUUUGGAUCAAUUUGGAAAGACGAAAGUGCACACAGCUAUUUGCCCUUUCUAUGGACUUCUGAACCCUCCCGCGCCAUGCCCGUGCCCUCUACGACAAGCGUGGGGUAGUCUCGACGCGUUGGUUGGCCGCCUUCGAGCCGCUUUCGAAGAGAAUGGUGGGAAGCCUGAAGCCAAUCCAUUUGGGGCUAGAGCUGUGAGGCUCUAUCUUCGUGAAGUUCGUGAUUUGCAGUCAAAAGCUAGAGGGAUUAGCUAUGAGAAGAAAAGAAAGCGCCCACAAGCACCUCAUGGUGCACCAAGAUCAUCAUAAAAGAUGCAAACUUUCAAAGGGAAAUAACGAACACAACAAAUUCACCAAUUGGGUAUUGCUCUAAACCUAAUUAUAAAUCAUGGGUUUUGCUUAAUUUUUCAUUUUCUUUUUUUUCUUGAAUAAAUUAAGGGUUUUUACUCUCUCUAUUUCCUCUAGGGUUUGGUAAAUUUCAAGCAUUUUUUACCCUCUUUUCUUUGCUUUGGUGAAUAAAUUUUUCUGAAAAAGCUUCUAAGAAGACUGUGAAAAGGUGUAAAUCUCUGCUUUUGAUGCAAAUACUAUCAGUCUUACUAUUUGUGCACU
This is a messenger RNA of Cucurbita pepo subsp. pepo (vegetable marrow), 1039 nucleotides long. Lineage: Eukaryota; Viridiplantae; Streptophyta; Magnoliopsida; Cucurbitales; Cucurbitaceae. The record is from RefSeq and is a predicted model, not a curated record.